This is a messenger RNA of Megalops cyprinoides (Indo-Pacific tarpon), 1100 nucleotides long. RefSeq names its product protein lin-7 homolog B. Gene Ontology annotation, biological process: neurotransmitter secretion; maintenance of epithelial cell apical/basal polarity; protein localization to basolateral plasma membrane. Gene Ontology annotation, cellular component: synapse; cell-cell junction; basolateral plasma membrane. The record is from RefSeq and is a predicted model, not a curated record. Gene Ontology annotation, molecular function: L27 domain binding. The coding region runs from base 15 to 659 and encodes 214 amino acids. Lineage: Eukaryota; Metazoa; Chordata; Actinopteri; Elopiformes; Megalopidae. The transcript has 6 exons.
GUCACCCUAUUUCCAUGUGUGGGGGGAAAACAGACAUGGCGACGAUGUCGGAGCCUCUCGGAUUAGAAAGGGAUGUGUGCAGGGUGAUUGAGCUGCUGGACAGACUGCAGAGGAGCGGGGAGCUGCCCCCUCCCAAACUGCAGGCCCUCCAGAGAGUCUUGCAAAGCAAGUUCUGCGCUGCCAUCAGAGAGGUGUACGAGCAGCUCUAUGACACCCUGGACAUUGUUGGAGGACCCGAGGUGCGUGCCCAGGCAACAGCUAAGGCCACGGUGGCAGCCUUUGCAGCCAGCGAGGGUCAUGCCCACCCCCGGGUUGUGGAGCUCCCCAAAACGGAGGAGGGUCUGGGCUUCAACAUCAUGGGAGGGAAAGAGCAGAACUCCCCCAUUUACAUCUCCAGAGUCAUCCCUGGUGGAGUUGCAGACCGACAGGGUGGACUCAAGAGGGGUGACCAACUGCUGUCUGUGAACGGAGUGAGUGUGGAGGGGGAACACCAUGAGAAGGCAGUGGAGCUGCUGAAGGCCGCACAGGGCUCGGUGAAGCUGGUGGUACGCUACACUCCCAAGGUGCUGGAAGAGAUGGAGGCCCGAUUUGAGAAGAUGAGGAGUGCUCGCAGGCACCAGCAACACACCAGCUACUCGUCCUUGGAGUCCCGGGGCUAGUCAACCCUGCCUGAAUCAAGUGGCAUAGUCCACCCAGUCAUGCCCUCUGGUCCACUUGGAAGCCAGACGAAUAAGAAGAAAAGGAAAUUAAAGUAACUUCAAGAUCUAGACACUUGUCAGAUGUUACUUAAUUUAAAUAUAAGUAAUAGCCUGCGUUAUCAGAAGAGCUGAAAAGUACUACCCAGCUCCUGAAACAUCCUUCAAUGUAAUGCUGUGAAGAAAGUAUGUUUUGAUGGUUUACAGAGCUUGUAUUAAGGAAAUACAAAGGAAUUUCUAGGGACCUUUCUUGGGAUCUGUGCUGUUAAUUUACAAAUUUUAUGUGUUGAUUAGAUAGGAGAUUUGAUCUUGUGUAUGAAAUGCAAUCUGAGUGGACUGUCUCUAUGUCUAUGUAAACAGAUGAGAAUGAUAGUGCUCUGUAAGUGUUAAUGUAGAGAGGCAUAU